Messenger RNA from Balaenoptera musculus (blue whale), 1969 nucleotides. RefSeq names its product peroxiredoxin like 2C (gene PRXL2C). The transcript is spliced from 6 exons. NCBI's taxonomy places the organism in Eukaryota, Metazoa, Chordata, Mammalia, Artiodactyla, Balaenopteridae. The coding region runs from base 103 to 807 and encodes 234 amino acids. The record is from RefSeq and is a predicted model, not a curated record.
GCCAAGGCACGCCAGUACGGUCCGCUCCUUACGCCCAGCUUGGGUAGCGAUCCGGCCCACCAAAGAUUCUGACCCCCACCCUCGCGAACCAAGGGCCCGCGGAUGCAGGGCGCGAUGGCCGCCCCAUCCGUGGACCCGGUCACGCGGCAGAUCAGCGGCCGCGCCGCCCCAGCCCCAGUCCCAGUCCCAAGCGGCCCCGAGAGCGGGCAGCCCCUGGCCGCCGCCGUGGCCGACCUGCCGGUGCUGGACGUCUCCGGGAGGCGGGUGCUGUUCGGCGCGCUGUUCCGGGAGCGCCGGGCUGUAGUGGUCUUCGUGCGGCAUUUCCUGUGUUACAUCUGCAAGGAAUAUGUAGAAGAUCUGGCCAAAAUCCCCAAGAGUUUCUUACAAGAAGCAAAUGUCACUCUUAUAGUGAUUGGACAGUCAUCCUACCAUCAUAUUGAGCCUUUCUGUAAACUGACUGGGUAUUCUCAUGAAAUCUAUGUUGAUCCUGAGAGAGAAAUUUAUAAAAGAUUGGGAAUGAAAAGAGGUGAAGAAAUUGCCUCCUCAGGACAGAGCCCCCAUAUAAAAUCAAAUAUACUCUCAGGAAGCAUUCGGAGCCUGUGGCGGGCAGUGACUGGCCCUCUUUUUGAUUUUCAAGGAGAUCCAGCUCAGCAAGGUGGAACACUCAUUUUAGGUCCAGGUAACAACAUCCAUUUUAUACACCGUGAUAGGAAUAGGUUGGAUCACAAACCCAUCAACUCUGUUUUACAGCUUGUAGGAGUUCAGCACGUGGACUUUACAAGCAGACCUUCAGUUAUCCAUGUGUGACAUUACAGACUCUGUCGCUUUCAAGUGGACCUUGGGAUAUGACCUGAAUUGUGGGAAUGCAGUAUACUUGUGCAGUGCCUAACUUGUUGGCUCUUCCCAGCCUUUGAGGAGUUAUGAAACCAUAAAGAGACCACCAGUUGAAUAGCAUGCUGAGAGGCAUCAGUUGUCAAAAAUGUGACAUAUAUUUAUAAUUUUAUAGCUUUUAAAGUUUUAUUUUCUAUAAAAAUUUUUGUAAAAAAGUUAAAUUUUAUUUUUGCAAAAUAAAACUUUAAAAGCUAUAAAAUUAUAAAUACCAUUCUUUAUUUUACAUUAUGAUAUAUCCAUUUAAUGAAGGUUUUUUUGGCCAUUAAAAUCAUAAAUUCUCAUGAAGAACAUAUAAAGAGAAAGGGAAGCAACACAAGACCAUUUUAUCCAUUGAGAAAAGCAGGAUCUCAAAUUCUGUAAACAGUAUAAUCACAUUUUUGUAUGUAUAUGUUUAUAUUUUUGUAUGCUUAGAAAGAUAGGAAGUAAACACACCAGAGUAUCACCAGUUAAGUAUCUCUAGGUGGUAAGAUUACAAGUGUUUUAAUUUUCUUUUCCAUACUUUUUUAUAUUUCCCAACUAUCCUAUAAUGAACAUGAUUCAUUUUUUUGGCAAGGAAAAGGUCUUUAAAAUUAUAUGAAGAAUAUACCCCUACAUAGCAAGCUCCACAAAGGUACAAUUAUAUAGGCUGCAGUCCACAAGUUUCUAUCCUGAUUGCUUUACUCAGAGGAAAUACAACAGAUCAAACCUUCACAGAGCCUGUGCUCACAGCAUCUUGACCACACACCCACCGUCCAUUUCACUAGGAUUUUGUUUGGGGAAACGGGGGCGGGGUUGCUGGUAAAAGGAGAGAAAUAUGUUUUAGAUAUUUAAGAUACGUAUUUAAAACAUAAUCAGUAUGCUUUCUGAAAGGAAAUUUUAAGAAUUGUUUAAACUAAAAAAAAAAAAAAACUUUGUAAUUUAAAUGUACACUGGUUAGGUUGUAUAUUCCUGGACAGUUUCUAUUUCUCACCUCCAAGUUUCUUUUAUUUAGCAGACUAUUGUGAUCUUUUAUUUUUCUGGAAUCAUAAUAUGUUUUGUUGGAAGUGUCCCAGGAAUUCUGUUGAAAAGUACAGCAAAAUUAAAGUAUUUGUAAUUAUUA